Molecule: messenger RNA, 1011 nt
Organism: Heterostelium album PN500
Lineage: Eukaryota; Evosea; Eumycetozoa; Acytosteliales; Acytosteliaceae
Exons: 4
Coding region: 1-1011 (336 amino acids)
Source: RefSeq, a predicted model, not a curated record
AUGAAUAUACAGAGAUAUGAUAAAAUUACUGUGUUACUCCUGCUACUUUAUAUUGCCGGUUUAUCGGUUGCUUCACAACCAACAACACUAAAUGUAUUCGAUUCAAAUGGAAUGUAUUACGCGUUUAACAUGACGAAUGGCGAGGUAAUCAUGAAGCAACAGAUACCUUUCCCAAGUAAAUUGUCAGCUUUGUAUGGUAUUGUUAGAACGAGAAUUGGUGAUGACUAUCUUCUCUAUGGAGGUAAUAUCACUCAAGCCGGUCAAAGUUACAUUCCAAUCAUUUGGACAUACAACAUACAAAGUAAUACCUUGGUUGAAAAAUCAUCGAUUAACAAAAGAUUUGAACAACUCGAUUAUUCAUGGGAUCUACAGAUCGCAUCCUAUGACUCACUUAACAAUAUUGUUUAUUUGAAUGCAGAGGCACCAACUGGUCACCCCAUGUUGUUAAAGUUUGAUUUUAAUCAACAUAUAGAAGAUUUAAUAGAAUUACCAGGAACUGGAUCAUAUGUACAAUCAUCUUAUAAUGAAUCCACUCAUACCUGUUACCUUGGUGGUCAGAAUGAUGCACCGAACUCCUGGGGCCAAAUGGUAAUUGUUACCUAUGAAUCGUUAACAGGUGAUAUGACAUCGAGAACACUUACUCUUGAUACAGUCUCCAAUCAAUGUUACUACCGAACUACGAUGUAUUUAUACAACUCAAAGUACUUUGCUGGAUUACAACCUGCCAACGGCGAUUGUUCAUCGUAUAUCUUGGAGUUGGAUAUGUUCAGCAACACCACCAAUAUACUUGCCACCAUUCCACAACCGAACAACUAUGCAUACGAUGAUAUUAUGCCAUUUAUAUUCGACGAAAUCAAUGGAUAUAUCACGAUGGUCAGUUUCGGUCAGGAUGGACUCAAUCUCGAGAUUUGCUCGGUCAAUCUCGACAACUAUGGAGUUAGCCAAUAUUCAAUUUCAGCAUCCCAACUUCCCGAUAUUCAAUUCUAUGCUUUCUUGAUGACAACUUCAUAA